AUGACAGCUUCAACGGAUCACACCAAAACCAAGAACUCUACAGAGCACAUCGACACCAUCAGUAUCACAGAGCAUCCCAUCAAGCCUCAACAUGAAGAACUCGACAGGUUCGGUGCAUCUCUGGUAAAGAGUCCUGCCGAAAUCGCUCUGGUGAAGAAGCUGGAUCGAUGGAUGAUGCCAAUCCUUUGGUUGAUGUACUUUUUGAACUUCCUUGAUAGGAACGCAAUCGUUAACGCGAAGAUCGAUGACAUGGACAAAGACCUCAACCUUAAGGGGACGGAGUACAAUACCUGCGUCAGCAUCUUCUUCGUGGGCUAUCUGCUCGGACAGGUACCUGCGAACAUGCUCUUAAACCGGAUCCGACCUGCAUACUUCAUGAGCUUCUUCAUGAUGGCUUGGGCUAUCGUUUCUACGCUUAUGGCGAUCGUGAAGGACUAUAAAGGCAUGCUAGCUUGUCGUUUCAUUCUGGGCGUUGUUGAAGCACCGUUUUAUCCCGGAGGAGUUUAUCUGAUAUCUUUGUUCUACACAAGGAAAGAAAGUGCGACCAGGAUGUCAAUAUUCUAUACCGGCAAUCUGCUUGCCAGUUCGUUCUCCGGCUUAAUCGCAGCACCAAUAUUUUCAGGCAUGGAGGGCAAAAGCGGUCUUGAAGGCUGGCGAUGGCUCUUCAUUAUUCAGGGUUUGGUGACUGUCGGGGUUGCUGUCCUGGCCUUCUUCAUGCUGCCCAACACACCGCUCCAGACGCGAUGGCUCACCCAGGAGGAGCGAGAACUAGCACACAGCAGAAUUUCCUUCGAUACCACGGGCAAAAAGGACAAGCAAAGUGUUUGGAAGGGUCUUGCCGAAGCUUGCACCGAUUACCGCACCUGGGUGUUUGCACUCAUGCAGAACCUUCAUUUAUCCGCAAAUAGCUUUAAAAACUUCCUGCCCACCGUGGUCAAGACACUCGGCUUCAAUCGCACCGUAACACUGGUCCUAACUUGCCCACCGUAUCUGCUCGCUGUGUUCAUUUCUGUCGCAGUCUCGUGGUCGUCCGGACGAUUCAACGAGCGCACUUGGCAUAUCACUGUAUCGAAAGCCGUUGCGAUCGUUGGCUUUAUCAUCGGCACAGUCACACUAAACGUCGGCGCUCGAUACUUCGCGAUGGUUCUGUUUGUCGGUGCAACCUAUGGAGUCAACAACAUCAACCUGUCCUGGACUGCUUCUGUCCUCGGGCAGACGGAUGAGAAGAAAGCCGUCGCCGUUGCAAUUGUAAACACUCUGGGCAACCUUAGCUUCGUUUACACUCCGUACCUCUGGCCCGAUAACAGCCAGCCAAGAUUCUCAAUGGCUCUGUGGGCAAGUGUUGGCUUCUCUGCUGGUGUCAUCCUCUGCGCAUGGGGUUUGAGGUUUAUCCUGAUGAGGGACAACAGGAAGAUCCGCGCUCAGAACAACGAGGCCAUAAACUUCUACGUCUACUAG
This is a messenger RNA of Ascochyta rabiei, 1458 nucleotides long. RefSeq lists its product as uncharacterized. Gene Ontology annotation, biological process: transmembrane transport. Gene Ontology annotation, cellular component: membrane. The coding region runs from base 1 to 1458 and encodes 485 amino acids. Gene Ontology annotation, molecular function: transmembrane transporter activity. The transcript is spliced from 5 exons. The record is from RefSeq and is a predicted model, not a curated record. NCBI's taxonomy places the organism in Eukaryota, Fungi, Ascomycota, Dothideomycetes, Pleosporales, Didymellaceae.